GAUCAACUUCAGAUGCGGAGAUGUUCUUCGGCACGAAUGCUCUCCACCAUCUCAUCUCCAAGAUACAUACUUGAAUCCACAAGCUUGUAGGUCAGUAAAGAUGGCCUACAGCCAGAAGCAGCCCGAUGCUGCGGCCGUCGAGGAAGACGAGCGCCAGUAUGGCAGUGGUCCAUUAAGCAGAGAAGAACUGGAUGCUAAGUAUCCCCACCGUCCCCACAAUCAUUCCCAGACCUUUCCAUUCCAUGAACUUUUCAAGUCUCUCUUCAAUCCUCUGAACGACAUCAAGAAACGUCCAACGGGGCCGACAGUGGCUCGUGCCAAGCAAGGACCCCAUGGGCCAAAUAACCCUUCUCCCCAUGAAAUGCGUCGCAACAUUAUCCAACGCUUCAUGUCGAGAUGGCGCAGCGAGGUAGGAGACGAUUUCUACCCCGCUAUGCGGCUCAUUGUUCCUGAGAAGGAUCGAGAUAGACCGAUGUAUGGUCUCAAGGAGAAAGCUAUUGGCAAAUUGCUGGUAAAGCUUAUGAAGAUCAGCCCCGAUUCAGAAGAUGGGUACAAUCUUAUCAACUGGAAGCUGCCCGGUCAGAGCACCACGACUCGUAUGGCUGGGGACUUCGCUGGAAGGUGUUUUGACGUGCUGUCCAAGAGGACCAUGCGGUCGACCGUUGGCAACAUGCGGAUUGCGGAGGUCAACGAGUUGCUGGACAAGCUUGCGGCCGCUCAAGGGGAAUCGCAGCAGUUGCCAAUUUUCGAAACUUUCUAUGAGAACAUGAAUGCAGAGGAGCUGAUGUGGCUUAUCCGUAUCAUUCUUCGACAGAUGAAGCUAGGGGCCUCUGAGAAAACCAUCCUGGACCUUUGGCAUCCGGAUGCAGAGGCUCUAUUCAAUGUGUCUUCCAACCUUCGACGGGUGUGUUGGGAAUUGACAGAUCCCACUCAACGUCUAGAUGAUGAAGAAGGCGGGAUAGGUCUCAUGUCAUGCUUUCAGCCGCAACUGGCUCAGUUUUCUAUGUUCUCUUUCCAGAAGAUGGUUGAUCGCAUGGGUGUCACCGAAGACGACCCGGAAUUUUGGAUUGAGGAAAAAUUAGAUGGCGAGAGAAUGCAGUUGCACAUGGUAGAAGAUGACAGCGUUGCUGGCGGGAAACGCUUUGCUUUUUGGUCCCGAAAAGCGAAAGAUUACACCUACUUGUAUGGGAAUGGUUUCGAGGACGAUAACUCGGCGCUGACGAGGCAUCUCAAGGAUGCCUUUGACCCAAGAGUGAGAAACAUCAUCCUGGACGGUGAGAUGAUAACGUGGGAUCCGGAAUCAGAUCUGAUGGUACCAUUUGGGACAUUGAAGACGGCAGCACUCGAGCAGCAGAAGAACCCCUUCAGUACGGGAAUACGACCGCUGUUUCGCGUCUUCGACUGCUUGUAUAUCAAUGACCAAGAUAUUACCAAGUUCACACUCCGAGACAGAUAUAAAGCUCUCACCCAGUCUGUGAGAGACGUCCACCGUCGCAUGGAGAUUCAUAGCCAUGUGGUUGCCAAAUCAGUUGACGAGAUCGAGCCACUCUUGCGCAAGGUUGUAGCCGAAGCUUCGGAAGGGCUGGUGCUGAAGAAUCCACGGUCUAUGUAUCGACUGAAUAGUCGUAACGAUGAUUGGAUGAAGGUCAAGCCAGAGUACAUGACUGAGUUUGGAGAAUCUCUGGAUUGUUUGAUCAUCGGUGGGUACUACGGUUCAGGUCACAAGGGCGGGCGACUGUCCUCGUUCUUAUGCGGUUUGCGGGUGACUAAGAAUAUAAUCGACUCUCAAGGUGCAAAUCCUAUGAAAUUCUACUCGUUUUUUAAGGUCGGUGGUGGAUUUAGAGCUGAAGAUUACGACAAGGUCAUGUAUCUCACAGCUGGCAAAUGGGUCACCUGGGACCGUAAGAACCCUCCCACCGAGUACAUCGAGCUAGGGGGCCCGGAUGGUCAGUACGAACGUCCAGAUGUAUGGAUCAAACCCAGCGAUUCGGUGGUCGUAGAAGUCAGAGCAGCGUCGGUCGGCAGCAGCGACUCGUUCAAGACGAAAUUCACACUCCGUUUCCCUCGUUUCAAGAGAAUACGAACUGAUAAAGACUGGCAAAGCACGCUCUCCAUCGAUGAUUUCAUCAAUCUGAAAGCCAAGGCAGAAGCCGAUAGAGAGAAAGAGAUGAAAGUCGACAGCAGCCGGAAAAGGAUGACGAAGAGAAGAAAGAAAGAACUUGUCAUAGCAGGCAAUGACAGCAAAAUCAAGACCCCGUAUGGUGGGCCCCAAACGAAGAUCCUUGAAGGACUCAACUUUUGCGUCUUGAGCGAGAUGCUUCAGCCGGUGAAGAAGAGCAAAGCAGAAAUUGAGGAGAUCAUCAAGAGCAAUGGCGGUAGUAUCUUCCAGUCUCCUACAGCCAAAGAGCAUAUUCUUUGUAUUGGCGACAAGAAAGUCGUCAAGGUCGCAAGUCUGAUAAAGAGGGGACACACCAAUGUGAUCAAGCCUUCGUGGAUCCUCGAUGCCUUGAAACAGGCGGAGAUAGAUGGGCCUGGGAAAGAGAGAUUUCUGGUCCCUUUUGAACCAAAUCAUAUGCUUCACGUGGCGCCCGAGUCAAGAGAGGCUAUUGCAAGGAAUGUGGACCAGUAUGGGGAUAGCUACGCGCGGGAUCUCAAUCCCCAGGAGCUCAAGGGGGUCCUGGAAGAUAUGAUGCCGAUCAAGAAUUCCACGUUCUCGCCCACAGCCUUCCUCUCCGAGCUCGAGCAGCGUGGCAAAGGACUGGGGGAGUUGCGAGGCUCCUUGUUCCGGGGCUGCGUGGCCUAUCUCGCCCCCAGCGAUGGGAAACAGAACUCGGCUACAGAAUUGGAAAGGAAGGUAGCGAGGCUCCGGUUCCUCUUCGCGGCCGGUGCUAUCGCAGAGGAUCUGCACGCGGAGGUCACGCAUGUCGUCGUCACGAAUGAGGAUAGGGGACAGGUGCGUGCUCUAAGGCAACAGAUUGCUGAGAGUGGGAGACGAAAGAUCCCGCGGGUGGUGGGCUGGGAUUGGGUGACGGAGAGUUGGAGCGAGGGGACGUUGCUAGAUGAGGAGAGGUUUGCUGUUGUGUAGGUGCGGGAUCUUGUGCGUGUGGAUGCAACCGGGAGGUAUUCCCGUGAGAUGAAGUGUAUCUCUGCUUGGAUACUGCCGUGUAUUGAAUGAAAGCUGGUAGAUACAAUGAAUAAUGUAAUAUAAUAUAAUAUGAUCG
Messenger RNA from Amorphotheca resinae ATCC 22711, 3221 nucleotides. RefSeq lists its product as hypothetical. Gene Ontology annotation, cellular component: DNA ligase IV complex. Gene Ontology annotation, biological process: DNA recombination; nucleotide-excision repair, DNA gap filling; DNA biosynthetic process. Lineage: Eukaryota; Fungi; Ascomycota; Leotiomycetes; Helotiales; Amorphothecaceae. Gene Ontology annotation, molecular function: DNA ligase (ATP) activity; DNA binding; ATP binding. The record is from RefSeq and is a predicted model, not a curated record. The transcript is spliced from 4 exons. The coding region runs from base 101 to 3085 and encodes 994 amino acids.